ACAAUAUAAUGGUCAUCAUAACUAUACACUAUAGUAAAACGAACCUAAUGAGGUCGUUUUUGAAAAAAUAAGUUUUCGUCGCUUGAGAUUACAUAAUCUUGUCGCAGCGCUUGCUUAAUAAAUACUAAAUUGGCUGUUCAACAUGUCACCUUAUUGUGAGAUUGAUUUAUACUCUUUCAAGAACAUCUGUUUCAAAUAAUGUAAAAGCAUUUGUCUAGUAAGGUUUUGACGAGUAUUGUUCGUUUAUAUUAUGUGACGAUCUUACGGGUAACGCAUUAGGUCGAGUAUCUGAUAAACAGUAUCUGCAGUCAACUUUAAACUCACACGCACUUUGGUCAAUGUACUCGUAUUUAUUAUUUUGUUAAUAUUUUUUUAAUAUUAUGUUUAGUCGUUUAUCAUUUUAAAAAUGCAUAAUUUCAACUCAAUCCAGCUAAUAUUGAGACAUAAUGUGUAUCGUGGUAAACCUGUCAAUCAAACUCCGUUAUUAAUUAAAAUUGUAAACAAUUUUGUUAGCCUUUAUAGUUUGUUAGGAAUUACAAAAAUAUUACUUUUAAUAUGACUUUUAUUCAAACAGAAUUUUAAUACGACCAAUGUGCAAAAACACAAGCUGGAUGCUGAAUUUUGGUUUAUCAUACUUAUCCAGCAAGUCUGUUAAUUUCAUUUGUUAAUUGUAAUAACAUAUUAUAAAUUGGCACUGUUGUAUUUUAACCAGAUUUUUUGUUACCAUCAUACCUCAAUAUAUGGUACAUGCAUUUUCAUAUGACCAGUCGUGGUGCACUUCGGCUCGGCGCGGAAAAUCGGUUUGACGAUGGAAUAAUAUAAUUUAUUCACGUUGCGCGACAUCGCGUCGCCGCUCCCACUCCGCGACCGCAAAACGAGUCUUGUCAUCCGCUCGGCCCGCGCGUCAUUUUCCGCACGGCCAGGUCGCCAUAAGAGUUUGAGGAGUGUUUCGCUGCAGUUACGCGUACGUCAUUAAUAAUAUUGUACACCGUCCGUUCUCGUUCGGCCGUACUCCGCAAAAAUAUACGCGAAAGCGGAAAUCGGGCGGAACUCUUUCGUUUCGACGUUUGCAGCUGAUAUUAUUAAUAGGCACCGUGACCUCUAACCCGACAUCACGUCCAAGGGCCCGACCAAUAGUGUCAUCAUAAUAUUAUAUUUUUAUAUUCAAAUCUGUUUCACUGCGCGCGUGCAAUCCGUCUGGUCAGUGAAGUGUAUCGACGACGCGCGACGGUGCGCGAUUGCAGUUUUUACCACCCACCGACUACAUAAUAAUAUACAUUUGGUCACACCACGUCAUUAAAAUACGUGGCGGUCGAAUAGCGACGACCUGCAGCAGACACUGACGCACUGCAAACAUACAAUUAUAUCCGAUAACGUUCCGACAUGGGCAUCGCGACAUCGGCAGCCGUUCGAUCGGGGCGCCGCCGUUGACCCGUUUCCCCGUGUCACGUCCGGCCACGCGACCACGCCGGAAGUACGAGUCGAUUUAUCAUACAUAAUAAUAUCAAAUAGACCAAUGCCGCGGGUGGUCAGCGACUCCUUCUUUGGUCCGCUGCUCGGCACGUCACCGCCGUCCACCGUUGGCCAUAUGUGGAGACCGGCGGCCGUGCAGUGCUAUUGGGUCGCCGCGAUCUUCGCGGUCGCAGUGGCCGGGGUUCCGGCCAUCAACCGACACCCGGUGACGGUGGUCGUGUCGUUCGACGGCUUCCGGCCCGAUUACAUCCGGCCCGACACGACGCCGACAAUGGCCCGAUUCCGGGACGCUUCCGCCGCGCCGCCGUACAUGCGCAGUGCGUUCCCAACGAAGACGUUCGUCAACCAUUUCACCAUGGCCACCGGAAUGCACCCCGAGACGCACGGCGUGCUCGACAAUUCCAUGUUCGACCGGAACAACGAGACGAUGCACUACACGUACGAGCAGUUCCACUACGACGAUUCGUUGGUGCCUAUCUGGAUGCAAAACGAAUAUAAUGGAGAAGGACGACAUAGUGGUGUAAUGAUGUGGCCCGGAUCCGAAUUUCCAUAUCAAGGAAAACACCCAACUUACACUGAAGUAUACAACAAUUCAAUACAUUGGAAUUCCCGAAUAGACACUAUUAUGACAUGGAUUGAAGAUGAAAACCGACCAGCUAAUCUAGUGUUUGCAUAUUUCGAAGAACCAGAUAAAACUGGUCAUAAAAAAGGAGUCAACUCACAAGAGAUAAAAAAACAAAUCACGAGAGUAGAAGACACAGUCAAAUACAUGCUUGAUGAAAUAAAAUAUAAAAAAUUAGAAAAAAAAAUAAACCUCAUAAUUCUUAGUGACCACGGAAUGGAUACAGUUACAUAUGAUAGAAUUAUAUUUUUAGAUGAUUACGUAUCUAACAUGACCUACAAAUCCGUUAUUACAGGUCCCAAUGCAUUUAUACUACCAAAUAUGGGAAAAUAUGACGAAGUUUAUACAAAUCUUUCAAACGGAGCCAAUACAUCAAAUAAAUUUUAUGUAUUUAAAAAAUAUCAACUACCAGACCGUUGGUAUAUGAAGAAUAAUCCUAGAUUGAAUGGGAUCAUUUAUUUGUUGGCCAAACCCGGUUACGCAUUUUGGUACAGUUUUUUUCAAAAAAUUUUGGAUCAAACAACUAAAGAAAUGUUCAGAGCUGGGACUCACGGGUACGACAACGACGACCCUAUAAUGCACGCCCUUUUCAUAGCUUCGGGGCCGAUGUUUAAGAGCAACUUCACCGCACAGCCAUUCGACAACGUGGACCUGUACCCGCUGAUCAGUCACCUGUUGGCUCUAAAGCAGCCAACCAAUAAACAAGUGAACGGGACGAUAGCCGGCGUCGAACAACUUUUGACGUCGUCCAAGUCUCCAAUUAACGUCACAUCAUCGUCGCCACACAUCCUAGCUGUCAUGACAGCGACCGUAAUUGAAACUAUUAUAGAUAUAGCAGAGCGCCUGUUACCGUAACCGAAUAUCCGGUCAGGUCGCUUGAUGCAUAAUAAUUAUAGGUAAAAUAUAAUUUGUUUUUGUAUCCGACGUAACCACUUACAUUGCAACACGCCACUGACACAUUUUUGUGUACAAGCAAAGAUUUUAACCGUUUAUUUAUAAAAGUAUAUACCCUCUUAUGAUAUUUACAUUGUUAUAAAUUAUUAUUAUUGUUGUUGUUGUUUCUGUGUGUAUCAUACGACGAAAAGUGUAAUGUGAAUGCUCAAUGGAACGAUUGUAGACGGAUUUUUUGAAAAUUCAUUAUUUUAAUAAUUGUUUAUAAAUAUUUCAUUAUAACUAUUCAAUACGAUUAUGCUAAAAAAAAUGAGUGAUUAAUAUUUUAUAUAAUACGUACAUUUUAAUAUUUGUGUUGUUUCUUUACAUAAACGAUCUAUACAAUAUCUGGAUAAA
Rhopalosiphum padi (bird cherry-oat aphid) is the source of this 3382-nucleotide messenger RNA. Its product is annotated as ectonucleotide pyrophosphatase/phosphodiesterase family member 5-like. The coding region runs from base 1517 to 2950 and encodes 477 amino acids. NCBI's taxonomy places the organism in Eukaryota, Metazoa, Arthropoda, Insecta, Hemiptera, Aphididae. The record is from RefSeq and is a predicted model, not a curated record. The transcript is spliced from 6 exons.